CCUGGAUAUUAUGGACCUAAGGGCUUAGCGAUUAUCUUAAAAAUUUUAACUGAAUUAUUUAUUCGAACUGGAAUACUAACUGUAGAUCUUUGUAUUCCGCAAUCUUCAUCCCAAUACUUAUCUCAAGUUUUGGUUCCUGAAACUGCUAUUAGACUUAUUGCAGAGGAUUAUAAAGGCAUUUCUUUAAAUGAUGCAAAAGAAAUAAUGAUUGAUAGUGUUGAUUUUGGUUUAUAUGUUCAUGAUGAUAAUUGUGAAAAUUAA
Molecule: messenger RNA, 261 nt
Organism: Funneliformis mosseae
Lineage: Eukaryota; Fungi; Glomeromycota; Glomeromycetes; Glomerales; Glomeraceae
Source: the annotation of a GenBank genome assembly